This is a messenger RNA of Papaver somniferum (opium poppy), 1125 nucleotides long. RefSeq lists its product as uncharacterized. The record is from RefSeq and is a predicted model, not a curated record. The transcript has 4 exons. Lineage: Eukaryota; Viridiplantae; Streptophyta; Magnoliopsida; Ranunculales; Papaveraceae. Gene Ontology annotation, biological process: DNA integration. Gene Ontology annotation, molecular function: nucleic acid binding. Bases 1 to 1125 code for a protein of 374 amino acids.
AUGGUAACUCAUGGCAUUGUUUUAGGCUAUAUUAUAUCUUCUAACGGAUUGGAAGUUGAUAAAUCUAAGAUUGAACUUAUUCGUGCUCUAACUCCUCCCACUAUGGUGAGGGAAAUUCGUUCUUUUCUUGGUCACGCAGGAUUUUAUCGCAGGUUUAUCAAGGACUUUUCCAAGGUUGCAGCACCCUUAUGCAACUUUUUGCAAAAAGAUGUGGUUUUUAACUUCGAUGAUAAGUGUUUGGCGGCAUUCAAUCGUUUGAAAGAACUUUUGAUAACAGCCCCUAUUAUGAAAUCACCAGAUUGGAGUAAGCCAUUCGAGCUAAUGUGUGAUGCUAGUGAUUAUGCGGUCGGUGCAGUAUUGGGACAGCGUACUGGGAAGUUGCCUCAUGCAAUUUGUUAUGCUUACAGAACGUUGAAUGAUGCUCAACAAAAUUAUACGACCAUAGAAAAAGAGUUAUUAUCAAUCGUUUUUGCGUUGGAAAAUUUUCGUUCUUAUUUAAUUGACAAUAAAGGCAUCGAGAACACUGUUGCGGAUCACUUGAGUCGUCUUACUGUAGACAAAGAAGCUAUCUCGUUGCGUGAAAGCUUCCCAGAUGAGCAACUAUUCUCAAUUGUAGUUUCAGAACCAUGGUGUGCUGAUAUUGAUCGGAUUUUUGCAAGGUUUGGAACCCCAAGGGCCAUAAUAAGUGAUGGAGGAUCACACUUUCGAAAUAAGUUCUUUCAGGGUUUGUUGAAAAAGUACAACAUAUCUCACAAGAUUGCUACAUCGUAUCAUCCACAAACAAACGGGCAAGAAGAAGUUUCUAAUCAAGAAGUAAAGUCUAUUCUGGAUAAAACAGUGAAUCCAUCAAGGAAAGAUUGGAGUUUACGUCUCAACAAUGCAUUAUGGGCAUAUCGAACCGCAUACAAGACACAUAUUGGGAUGUCUCCUUACAGGAUUGUGUACGGUAAACCUUGUCACCUUCCUGUUGAAAUAGAGCAUAAGGAUAUUUGGGCUAUUCAACAAUGCAACAUGGAUAUGGACGGGGCUGUAGAGAUUCGUAGCUUGUUAACAGGAAAGGAACUUAAAGUGAAUGGGAAUCGCUUAAAUUCUUAUUAUGAACCAUUUGAUGCUGAAACGGAAUAG